AUGAAGUUCACCAACAAGGACCUCUGCUCCCUGCUCUUCACCGACUUAUCUCCGAGUCAAUCUCGGUGCAACACCUGUAGCAAGGUGUACAAGAGCGGCAAUGGCUACACCAAUCAGGUGCAUCAUUUGCUCAAGCGCCACCCCGACUAUCACGACUUGGCCGUGGCUGCAUUUCGCAAGGGCAAUCGGUUUGGUGUGACUCUUCCAGACCAGCGCACCAACGACAUUUUUCGAUGGAUUGAGUGGUGCGUAAUGGAGCGCAUGCCCGUCAGUUUUUGCGAGCGCCCACUUGUUCGCAAAAAUGUGAAGAUGGACCCUAUUUCUGCUGAGACGCUGCAAAAGUAUCUAGACCUGGUGUAUUUGCAUAUGGCUGGAGCCGCGCUGGACGCCAUUUCAUGA
Molecule: messenger RNA, 399 nt
Organism: Phytophthora nicotianae INRA-310
Lineage: Eukaryota; Oomycota; Peronosporomycetes; Peronosporales; Peronosporaceae
Exons: 2
Coding region: 1-399 (132 amino acids)
Molecular function (GO): DNA binding
Source: RefSeq, a predicted model, not a curated record